Molecule: messenger RNA, 2500 nt
Organism: Sander lucioperca (pikeperch)
Lineage: Eukaryota; Metazoa; Chordata; Actinopteri; Perciformes; Percidae
Gene: pmepa1
Product: prostate transmembrane protein, androgen induced 1
Exons: 5
Coding region: 147-1121 (324 amino acids)
Biological process (GO): negative regulation of transforming growth factor beta receptor signaling pathway
Cellular component (GO): early endosome membrane; Golgi membrane
Molecular function (GO): R-SMAD binding
Source: RefSeq, a predicted model, not a curated record
AGAAAAGAGAAAAAGGGAGGAUUUUUUGGGGGGAGUCUGAUGUGCUUUUUUUUUGUCUCCUCUCCUUCUUCCGAUCGCUUUCUCGUCUCCAGCCUCCCCUGUCUUCCUCUUCUGGAGUAUUCAUGUCUGCUUUUAGGAGGCUUUAAAUGCUGAACUUGAUGGGUGUUGUAAACGCCACCGCCGCCAAUGUCUCCUGUACUUGUAACUGCAAGCGCUUCACCUCCCUCCAGAGCAUGGAAAUCACCCAGCUGGAGUUCGUCCAGAUCCUGGUGAUCGUGGUGGUGAUGAUGGUGAUGGUGGUGGUCAUCACCUGUCUGCUGAACCACUACCGCCUAUCAGCACGCUCCCUCCUCUCCAGACACGCCCCUGCACGCAGGAGACACCUGCCAUUGGCCAACGAGGCAGGUCUGUGGUCUUCUGAGGCGACAGGGACAACCAGUGGUCUUAAUGAGCACCAGGUGUAUAACCCCCGGCCUCCAGACAGAGGGGUCCCCUCGUCCUACCUUCAGCGGGAGCCCCAGUCCCAGCCCCAGCCUCCGCUCCAGUCCCAGCGCUUCCAGAACACAUACGCCCCGAGUCGCUUCCAGCCGACAUAUCCCUACCUGCCCCAGAGUCUCAUCGAUCUUCCCCCCACCAUCUGCCUCUCGGACGGAGAGGAGCCCCCGCCGUACCAGGGCCUCUGCACCCUGCAGCUACGAGACCCAGAGCAACAGAUGGAGCUGAACCGCGAGUCGGUCAGAGCACCGCCCAACCGAACAGUGUUCGACUCCCACUCCCUCAACCCAUCCAGCUCCUGUCUGCAGGCCAGUCUGCAGGCCCCUCCUCCGAGCGUCCAUUCAGGCGUCAGUGUGUUAGAAGCCCAGGAGGCCUUGUCCCGGCAUCAGAAGCAGGGCUCUCGAGUAGAAGGAGCUCCCCCGACCUACAGCGAGGUGAUCGGGCACUACUACCACCCGACAUCCCUGACCCCCAGCCACAACCAUCGGACUGUAUCGUCCUCGCUAGCACCCCCGUCCUCAUUCAUACACGGCCUGCUCCGACCUCCACCUCAGCAGCAAGGAAGUGUGGACAACAGGAAUGCAAGGAACACGAAGGAGAAAUCCCAGAAGCCUCAGCAGGUGUGACAGUACUGCUUCCUUAUUCCUAGCCUGCGGGGGGAAAAACAGGAUUUUUUGUCUGCUCGCCACCUGGCAUGUGGUCAGUAGCCAAUGAGGAACAGCCUGGUGAAUGGUAGAAAUCCACUCUGAAUGGUUUAAGGGCUGAUUCUCGUUAGUUGUAGUUGUAGCUGACAUGUGGUCAGUUUCACAGUUUCCCCACUUCACGGAUCGGGCUAGGACUGAAGAAGCAUUUCCUGUCCGAGGAGCACGUCAGAUGAACCGAUGAUGUCAGAGAUGGAGGGCAGAAGGUGCAAAGGGAAGGGUGGAGAUAAGCCUCCUCCUUCCCUUAAACAACUCCACAUCACCCCCCUCCAUUAGACUGAUCUAAACUAGUCUUCAUUCAUUAUACAUAUUUACUCGUUCUGUUUGUUUCUAUAGAACUUUUGAACGUUUGUUUGUUCGUCUUUUUCGCGCUUACAAAAAAUCUUUCUAUCCAGGCAAAUGGCGAAAUGUUGCAAUCUUGUUGUUUUCUUCCAGGUUUUGUUUUCUAUUGAUAACCCCCCUCGCUGCUUUGACGUCAUUUAGUUCGGUUUCAAGAUCACAACUGCUUAGUAACCAACGUUGGCAGUGGCUCCUGCAUCGGGCGUUAGCUGGGUCACCGGGACACGUCAGCGCGUUGGGCUACACUUCCACAAAGACAUUUAGUUACAGUAUCUUAAACUAGCUUACCAGUCGGAGCACAGUGCUCGAGCUAAUCCUUCUGCCUUAUAUCGACCAACCGAUGCAGGAGUUGUCGCUAAAAUCCUUUUUAAGUUUUAGUUUUCUAAAGAAGGUUUGCACAAAGUUCAAAACUCUUCACCACAGAAACAAUAUGAUUGAUGAGAGAGAAAACGGAGAAAGUAGGGGUAUUUUUCUAAACUUGAUAGAUUCUUAUGAGUAAAGAUGUUGUUUUUUUGUGUUUUUAUAUGUUGUCUAGUUUUUAGAAAAAGAAACAUCAUUAAUCUGUUGGGGUGCCAACUUUCACGUUGAACAUUUUGCUACAUACAUGUUGGCAUGUAUUACAUUUUGAGUAUAUAUACACACAUCGAGAGCGAAAUUAAAAGCACGAAUUUAGAGUUAUUUAUAUAAUUGCUGAAAAGAAUUGCACUAUUUUUUAGUAUGCGCAGAUGGAGUGUGUGGGAGAGACCUUUAUUGUGGAGGAGCUCUGUCUAUUGAGGCGUACACAUAACGGGAGACCUAAAAACCACAGGAACUUACCAGAGGGUCGGACCCAGCUCAGUGCACAGCAGCCAGUAUCACCAAAACUUAUCAUGGGCAGAUUCUGACUUGGGUUCAACGGACUCGGAUCUACCAUUACUGUGCCAUUGAUAUAAAAAAAAACAAAUCCCUCACUUAUGCAAAUGUCC